GGAGUUGUAGUCUCCUGCCCUUCGGAUCCACCGGCAACCUCAGUGUGUGAACUCUGUUAACCAGAAAGCCUCGCACGGUCGCCGCCGUAGCGGAAUUCCUCUGUUAAUCGUUCUCUCCCGCUAUUAGCGGAACCUGUUGGUGUGGCCCACAAGGCUCACGAGGUAAGUUGCUUAGCAAGGAGAGCUUCGGUCAACUGCCACCUUGGCCACGGCGACAGGAAAUUGGUCGCUACCCCUAGGCCCCCCGUCAUGCCUCACAUCGACAUCGACGUCAAAUUGGACUUUAAGGAUGUCCUGUUGAGGCCCAAACGCAGUACCCUUAAGUCUCGAAGUGAGGUGGAUCUCACAAGAUCCUUUGUGUUUAGAAACUCAAAGCAGAUAUACACUGGGAUCCCCAUCAUUGCUGCCAAUAUGGAUACUGUGGGCACCUUUGAGAUGGCUAAGGUUCUCUGUAAGUUUUCCCUCUUCACUGCUGUCCAUAAACACUACAGCCUCGAGCAGUGGAAAGAGUUUGCUAGCCAGAAUCCUGACUGUCUUGAGCAUUUGGCUGCCAGCUCAGGCACAGGCUCUUCUGACUUUGAGCAGCUGGGACAGAUCCUGGAAGCUAUCCCCCAGGUGAAAUAUAUAUGCCUGGAUGUGGCAAAUGGCUACUCUGAACACUUCGUUGAAUUUGUAAAGGAUGUGCGGAAGUGCUUCCCUGAACACACCAUCAUGGCAGGGAAUGUGGUAACAGGAGAGAUGGUGGAAGAGCUGAUCCUCUCUGGGGCUGACAUCAUCAAAGUGGGAAUUGGACCAGGCUCUGUGUGUACCACCCGGAAAAAAACUGGAGUGGGGUAUCCGCAGCUCAGUGCAGUGAUGGAGUGUGCAGAUGCUGCUCAUGGCCUCAAAGGCCACAUCAUUUCAGAUGGAGGCUGCAGCUGUUCUGGAGAUGUGGCCAAGGCUUUCGGGGCAGGAGCUGACUUCGUGAUGCUGGGUGGCAUGCUGGCUGGGCACAGUGAGUCAGGUGGUGAGCUCAUCGAGAGGGAUGGCAAGAAGUACAAGCUCUUCUAUGGAAUGAGUUCUGAAAUGGCCAUGAAGAAGUAUGCUGGGGGUGUGGCUGAGUACAGGGCCUCAGAGGGUAAGAUGGUAGAGGUGCCCUUCAAAGGGGAUGUGGAACAUACCAUCCGAGACAUCCUUGGAGGCAUCCGCUCCACAUGUACCUACGUGGGAGCAGCUAAGCUGAAGGAGCUGAGCCGGAGAACUACCUUCAUCCGUGUCACCCAGCAGGUGAAUCCAAUUUUCAGUGACGCGAGCUAGGCCUGAGCAGUUCUGCCCGCCCAAGGCACCAGCACCCUGCGACAGGGCCUCUCAAGCAGGCUCCUCCCCCAUUCCAGCUACUAUGACUAUUAUUUGGUCACUUCCUGUCGUCUCACCCCUGAGAGCUCCUGCAGUAAUUCUGUUACUUCCCUAUCUGCACACACAAAAUGCCCAGGGCACUCACUGGGGAGGAAGCAAGGAAGGCAAGCUAAGAAAAUGAAGAUAAUCAAAUGAGAAUCUGGGGACCCCGCUCUUGAAGAUUAUUAAAAGAAAAAGAUGCUGAUUCAUACAUAAGUUUUCAACGAGUAUAUGGCCGUGGUUUGGAAGAGGUAGGCUUUUAGAAUCAUGUUUUGUUAAUCAGCUUUAUUAAAUACGAUCUUUGAAUAUAUAAAAAGCUCUGAAGAAGUGUUUACACAUUUUUUUUUUUUAGCUGAGCCAUCCUGCCAUCUAUCUGU
Hipposideros armiger (great roundleaf bat) is the source of this 1751-nucleotide messenger RNA. It is a transcript of the gene GMPR2, whose product is annotated as guanosine monophosphate reductase 2. Gene Ontology annotation, molecular function: GMP reductase activity. Lineage: Eukaryota; Metazoa; Chordata; Mammalia; Chiroptera; Hipposideridae. Bases 250 to 1296 code for a protein of 348 amino acids. Gene Ontology annotation, cellular component: GMP reductase complex. The record is from RefSeq and is a predicted model, not a curated record. Gene Ontology annotation, biological process: nucleotide metabolic process. The transcript is spliced from 10 exons.